CCCUGCGGCCGCCUCGUAGACGGCGCUGCGGCGCUCCGCGUCUUCAGGGGCCGCCUCGCCAUGGCUGCUCGGGCUGGCGUCGCCCCCGCCGGCGAGGGGCUGCGCUAUGCGGAAUACGUGCCGCCCUCGGCCAAACGGCCUGACGCCGAGAUCGACCACGGUCUGGCAAGAAGUUUGAUAGCUGUAGGAUUGGGUGUUGCAGCUCUUGCAUUUGCAGGUCGCUAUGCAUUUCAGAUCUGGAAACCUUUAGAACAAGUAAUCACAGAAGCAACAAGAAAGAUUUCAACUCCUGUUUCCUUUUUGGUGCUCGGUAAGUUGUCACCGAUCAUGGAGAACAUAUGAUAUUUGUCCCUUUGG
Messenger RNA from Oryctolagus cuniculus (rabbit), 357 nucleotides. NCBI's taxonomy places the organism in Eukaryota, Metazoa, Chordata, Mammalia, Lagomorpha, Leporidae. The record is from RefSeq and is a predicted model, not a curated record.